Messenger RNA from Staurois parvus, 102 nucleotides. NCBI's taxonomy places the organism in Eukaryota, Metazoa, Chordata, Amphibia, Anura, Ranidae. The record is from the annotation of a GenBank genome assembly.
AUGCUCCAAUUUGCCAAAAAGCAGCUAUUAAAAAAAGAAAAGUAUUUGACUCCAGCAGACAGCGAGCCGAGGGAACUGAAAUUUCACGUGUCAAACCAGUAA